Gasterosteus aculeatus aculeatus (three-spined stickleback) is the source of this 1412-nucleotide messenger RNA. Its product is annotated as olfactory receptor 8G17-like. The record is from RefSeq and is a predicted model, not a curated record. Gene Ontology annotation, molecular function: olfactory receptor activity; G protein-coupled receptor activity. Gene Ontology annotation, biological process: G protein-coupled receptor signaling pathway. Gene Ontology annotation, cellular component: plasma membrane. Lineage: Eukaryota; Metazoa; Chordata; Actinopteri; Perciformes; Gasterosteidae.
AUGACUCUGGAGGAGAAAGCUGUUUCCAAUUUUAAUGACACAUUUGUUCGCCCGGCCAAAUUCUAUCUCAGUGGUUUUUCCAACGUCCCUCACAUUAAGUAUUACUAUGUCUUCCUCUGUUUCUCCUAUAUCAUAACUGUUCUUGGAAAUACCUUCCUUCUGUCAAUCAUUUACCUUGUCAAGACUCUUCAUACUCCCAAAUACUUGAUUGUCGUUAACCUGGCUUUUACAGAUUUGUGUGGGAGCACUGCUCUCAUCCCAAAGCUCCUAGACACACUGGUGUUUGACAGGAGAUACAUGGCCUAUGAGGCUUGUUUGAGUCAAAUGUUCUUUAUUCUUUUCUUUGUAUGUAUUCAGUCAUGGACACUUGUCACAAUGGCAUACGACCGAUUCAUAGCCAUCUGCUUUCCUUUGAGAUACCACAGUAUUGUGACUAAGCCAGUUAUUGCUUCCAUGCUGCUUUUUUUGUGGGCUUUCUUUUUCCUUCUACUUGUAUUUAUUGUCAGGUCUAUUGACCGCCUCUCCUUUUGCAGGUCUUUGGUGGUAAACAGCAUUUACUGUGAUCAUGCUCCAGUGUUUCUUCUGGCCUGUAAUGACAUUUCUUUUAAUUACAUAAUGGCGUACGUUGCUUUUGUUCUAGUCCUCUGUAUUCCUUUAAUAAUAAUAGCAUUGACAUAUGUUUGCAUUUCCGUAGCGCUGAGCAGGAUCGUAACAAGAGAAGAAAGACUCAAAGCGUCCAAAACUUGUACUUCUCAUCUGAUUCUUGUGGCUAUUUUCUUCCUACCGAUUAUGGGCACCAACAUAGCAUCAGUGACCUCCUACAUCCAUCCUAAUGCAAGGAUCAUAAACUCAUCUAUGACACACGUCAUACCAGCUCUGCUCAAUCCUAUUAUAUACUCUUUAAAAACAGAAGAAGUGAUGAUCUCUAUCAAGAAGAUUUGUAAAAGAAGCAGGAUCAACAACACGACAAAAUGGUGAACUCUUUAUCACUGCUAUAAUGAAACAUGUAGGAGUGUUAAAAUAAAUAUUUAUGACCUUUCUCUAUUUACCUGUCAUUCAGAGGCACUAUUAUUCUACUUUGAUGAAAGAUUAAGAGUGGUGAUGUUUUAUUUACUGUACAUUGCAAUGUGACCAAACCACAUCAGUUGUUUGUAUUUCAUAUUACUUCAGUAGCAAUAUUAUACAACAAUCUCCUAUUCAAAACAUCAUCAAGGUGUUUAUUCUGUAAUAAAUGGUGAGAGAGUUUACACAUCCUUUCGGUUGGGCACUCAUAGAGACAUUUGGUAAGUCUACAUAAACAUGAAAUUUAGUUUGGAAUCUUAUCUUGAGUUUGAUCUGUUACAGUGAUCAGACGUUUUGCUAUUUUCAAGCAAAGAUUCAUAUCAUUUGACAGGAUGACUUUCAGACCGUUA